AUGACUAAGACCAAGCAGCUCAUUAAAGAGGGUCACGAUAUCGUGAGCGAUAUGAUUGAAGGCAUUGCGUUCUCUCACCCUCAUUUAGUACUAGAGCGUACACAUCAAGCUCUUUUGCAUCGUGACUAUAUUGCAAUACGUGAACGACAAGUGACGCUUCUCUCAGGUGGUGGAAGUGGCCAUGAACCAACUCAUGCUGGAUAUAUUGGUGAAGGAAUGCUCACGGGUGUAGUCUGUGGUGAUGUAUACACAUCUCCGUCUACACAGCAAGUUCUUACAGCAAUGCGAUUGGUAUCAGGACCACAUGGUUGUCUUGUAAUCGUCAAGAACUAUACAGGUGAUCGGAUCAAUUUUGGUCUUGCAGUGGAACAAGCAAAAGCUGAAGGUUUGAAAUGCGAUAUGGUCGUGAUAGGAGAAGAUGUGGCAGUUGUUAAUGCCCAUGCUGGACGUCGUGGACUCAGUGGAACUGUGUUUGUACACAAAUUAGCAGGUGCUGCUGCUAAAGCAGGGAAAGAUCUGACGCAUCUUGUGAAAAUGGUCGCUAGCUUGAGUGAGGAAUGCAAAUUAGGCACAAUGGGUGUUGCCAUUAAACCCUGUACUCUUCCAGGACAAGAAAAUACGUAUAGAGAGUGGAAAGACAAUGAAAUGGAAGUUGGACUAGGUAUUCAUGGUGAGCCAGGAGUGGCCAAGUGUGAGCAACAGGAUGUGCCGUCGUUGUGCAAAAUGCUGGUGGAUACAAUCCUGACGGAUCAGACGUCUGUGGGACUGGCACUUCAAGAUGGCAGCAAGUGUGUGCUUAUGGUGAACAACUUGGGAUCGACAACAAGUAUGGAGCUGUAUGUAGUGGCCAAGUAUGCAGUCGAGGCACUUCGAGCAAAGGGCGUGGAGCCUGAACGCGUGAUGGUUGGCUCUUUCAUGACGGCGCUGGAUAUGGCGGGAUUUUCGCUUUCGCUGUGGAACUCAAAUGGCGAUACUGCAAUGCUCGCACUCUUUGAUGCACCUACGUCAGCGCCGGCGUGGACGCACUCACCUUUCGACCUCUCGCAGUCAGCGAUUUCUGGACCGUUCAUCAAAGCGGAAGUCCCGGUUGCGGUUGAAAAGACCUUUGUGCGUCCGGUGGAGCUCUCAAGUGACGGACGUAUGCUUGAGAAAUGCAUUUUGGCUGUAUGUGAUACCUUGAUCAAGAAUGAGCCGCAACUUACGAGCUGGGAUACCAAGGUGGGCGAUGGCGACUGCGGUACUACGUUCAAAAAUGCAGCCGAAGCAAUACUAGUCGACUUGAAGGCCCACUACCCGCUCAAUGACGCUACACUAACCUUGCGUGCUCUUGCUGCAUCAGUGGGUCGCAGUGCAGGUGGUACAUCCGGCGUGCUGUACGUCAUUUUCUUAACGGCUGGGUCACAUUACCUUGAGACUUGCAAGAAAACUGACACUACCACGUGGGUUGGAGCUUUUCGCGCUGGUAUUGCUGCUAUUCAGAAGUACGGUGGGGCUAAGGAGGGCUCUCGCACAAUGCUGGAUGCGCUCGUUCCAUCACUUCGUGCUCUCGACAGUCUUGUCACAAAGUCUAGCGCUGAGCUAGCCAUUGCAGCUGCUACAGCCGCUCAAGAAGGUGCUGACGCUACGGCGCAUAUUUCUACAAAGCAAGCAUUUGGUCGUACCGGAUACGUCGGUGAAGAAUUUGGUGCUGGCAUCCCUGAUCCUGGUGCCAAGGCUGCUGCGUUCUGGAUUCAGGCUAUCGCUGACACGGCGAGCUCAAGCCAAGCUUGUUAG
This is a messenger RNA of Peronospora belbahrii, 1773 nucleotides long. Lineage: Eukaryota; Oomycota; Peronosporomycetes; Peronosporales; Peronosporaceae. The record is from the annotation of a GenBank genome assembly.